CGAAAUGCGGGAGGCUGUGCGCGCUCUUCUCAAAUGGGAAAAUACGGGCACGACGCAUGCGCGGCGCGUAUCACCCGGAAGUGGAAGGCGACCAUUUUUUUUCGACGCCGCUGAGGAGAAGUUCUCCACGCUGGUCUCCGGUGUCUUGAGAAAUCAUGAGUCUCUUAAACAAACCCAAGAGUGAAAUGACCCCAGAGGAGCUGCAGAAGCGAGAAGAAGAGGAGUUCAACACCGGGCCCCUCUCUGUCCUCACGCAGUCUGUCAAAAACAACACUCAGGUGCUGAUCAAUUGUCGCAACAACAAGAAGCUCUUGGGGCGAGUCAAGGCCUUUGACAGGCAUUGCAACAUGGUGUUGGAAAAUGUCAAAGAGAUGUGGACGGAAGUGCCCAAGAGCGGAAAAGGCAAGAAGAAGUCGAAGCCUGUCAACAAGGAUCGUUACAUCUCUAAAAUGUUUCUUCGUGGUGAUUCAGUCAUUGUGGUGCUGAGGAACCCUCUUAUUGCUGGGAAGUAAAGGGCUGUCAGAUUGAGGAAGGCCCCAGAGCCUGGUCCAGAAAAGGUAUAGUUUACAAAGUUCCAUAAAUCAUAAACAGACUCAUACAGCAUCAGCAUCUCCUUGUGAGCUGCCUGCAGAUGAUCUCCAGAUACAAAGUUCCCUGUUUGAUGAAUUUUCUGUUGUUCUCCUGAAACUCCCUGCUAUAUACUUGUAUAUGGUCUGCUGACCUCUUUGGGGUGCUUUUUUUGUAAUAAAUUUUUUGUUAAAUUUC
This is a messenger RNA of Anolis carolinensis (green anole), 765 nucleotides long. It is a transcript of the gene snrpd2, whose product is annotated as small nuclear ribonucleoprotein D2 polypeptide. Gene Ontology annotation, cellular component: U5 snRNP; pICln-Sm protein complex; precatalytic spliceosome. Gene Ontology annotation, biological process: RNA splicing; spliceosomal snRNP assembly. The record is from RefSeq and is a predicted model, not a curated record. Gene Ontology annotation, molecular function: RNA binding. Lineage: Eukaryota; Metazoa; Chordata; Lepidosauria; Squamata; Anolidae. The transcript is spliced from 3 exons. Bases 156 to 512 code for a protein of 118 amino acids.